Vairimorpha ceranae is the source of this 126-nucleotide messenger RNA. RefSeq lists its product as hypothetical. Lineage: Eukaryota; Fungi; Microsporidia; Nosematidae. The transcript has a single exon. The coding region runs from base 1 to 126 and encodes 41 amino acids. The record is from RefSeq and is a predicted model, not a curated record.
AUGAACACAAUAAAGAGACAGGAAGAAAAAUUUAAAAAAAUUUUGAAUAUUUUUGAAGACGAAGUGCAUAAAAAGCCGUCUAAAUUUUUUUGUUUUUAUUGUUUAGGGGGAUACAGUUGGACAUGA